This is a messenger RNA of Lodderomyces beijingensis, 1443 nucleotides long. The record is from the annotation of a GenBank genome assembly. Lineage: Eukaryota; Fungi; Ascomycota; Pichiomycetes; Serinales; Debaryomycetaceae.
AUGCUUCUUCCUCGGUUUUUGGUCUUCUUCAUUUUCACCACUAUUGUCUAUGCAUUCCCUGUGCUUAUCAAGACGAGGGUUGCUCCACAUCAAAUUGCCAUCGUCACCAAGAUGAUGAAUGGGAAUUGGUGGCCUUUCCAAACGAUAGCACCAUCGCCGACAACACCAGCGAUGGUCACCAGCACAGUCACGGCUCAUCCAAAUCUGCCAACACAACCUCCGCCAACAACCACGGCUCCACCAUCAACCAGUCUUUCGCAGACAUACUCAAGCUCUGCGGGAGCAUCGCAGGCGACACCGACCACUGAUCUUGUUCAAGUGGUGGCAUCAACUCCACAAGUUGGCAGUGCUUACACCGACACCGUGAGCGAGUUGUGGCUGCGAUUCCACAACAGCAACGGAUGGAACGAAGACGAUAGCAUCUGCAAUAAUAGCAAGUCUGACGAGCUCUCGCUUUGGGAUUUGGCAGUCUUGGGCAAGGCGAUAGCCGAUACGCAGGAUGUUUCAGGCUUGGAGACGACGAUAGACGAAAUCAUGAACCACUUGGACCUGGAUACGGGUGCCUUUUCGGCUUUCCCCAACUUGCCAGAUCAGAUAUUUGCCGACGAUAACGGCCAAAUAUUGUGGGUGUUUAUAGACGCUUACAAGUUGACUGGGAACCAGAAGUAUUUGUCUACAGCGGAGGGGAUCAUGAAGUACCUCCAGACGCAAAAUUAUAACAACACCGGUGGUAUAGUGUGGCAGGUGAAUCAGAACUACAUUGCUUCCAUCUCCACCGUAGAAGCUGCGUUAGCUGCAGUGAGACUAUAUGAGGUGAAUGGCGACCUGUCGUUGAUCCCAUUUGCCGAGCAGUGCAUGAAUUUCAUGUUUAAAUAUUUGCAAGACCCCUCGGACCAUUUGUUCUACGACGGGUUAGAUAAGACGGCAUUCAGUUCGGUCAAUAAAGGGAAAUUGACAUACACCGUCGGCUGCGCGAUGAGCACAUUGUCGUUACUUUACAAGCACACUUAUCAAAGAUCUUUUCUCAACCAAGCGGUGACUUUAGCCCAGGCUGCCACGAACAGGAACGGGGCUUUCUAUACUGCGCAAAAGACAUGGAAUAAUAGCUUGCUGUACGUUCAUUUACUUUUCGUUGGCUUUUAUGACGCUUUCCAAGUCAGCUCAAACUUUGAUGAGUACAAAGCCGAGGUCUCGAGGCAGGGCAACUUUGUUUACCAGUUCUUGCAAGAUCCCGAGGACAAGAAUCUUUAUUUCGACAUGAUACUGGCGUCUUCUACACCGGUUCAUCGACGGUAUACAAACACAUUCACCAAUGCCGCUCCAAACUACCUUCCGGACAGCCUGCUUUUCUGCAACGGCAACACGUCGCAACACACCAAAAAGAGUCUCAUGGUCAACGCGAGCGCAGCGCAAAUCUUGUAUGUAAUGUCGUUGCUCAGCUAA